This is a messenger RNA of Pteronotus mesoamericanus, 3837 nucleotides long. RefSeq names its product angel homolog 1 (gene ANGEL1). The transcript is spliced from 10 exons. The record is from RefSeq and is a predicted model, not a curated record. Lineage: Eukaryota; Metazoa; Chordata; Mammalia; Chiroptera; Mormoopidae. Gene Ontology annotation, molecular function: 3'-5'-RNA exonuclease activity. The coding region runs from base 27 to 2027 and encodes 666 amino acids.
GUGAGCGCAGGCGCGGCCGGCCGGCCAUGAUCGCGUCUUGCUUAUGUUACCUGCUGCUGCCGGCCGCGCGAGUCUUCCGUGCCCUCGCAGAUGCUUUCUUCACGUGUCGAAAAAAUGCCCUCCUGGCGAAGAGCUCGUCCCCCCAGGUACAGGGCAGUUUUGCUAUGGCUCCUCAGGGCCCGGACCAGGAAGAGUGUGAGGGCCUGCUGCAGCAGUGGCGAGAAGAAGGGUCGAGCCAGGUGCUCUCCGCCAUGAGCGAGGGUCCCCUGUCAGAUAAGGGACUAGCCCAGAGCAGCCUGGCACUUCUGAUGGAUGAUCCUGGAGGACAGGAUGCUGCUUCAGAGGACAAGUGGUCCAGCAGGCAGCUGAGUGACCUGCAGGGAGAAGAGAACCUGGAGGAGCCUUCCCUUGAGGUCCUAGGAGAGGAGCCACCACCAGAGGUCGAGGGCCCAAUGUGGGCAGCUGUCCCCAUGCAGACAGAUCCUCAGUAUGUAGACUGCGCUGUCCUCCCAGUCGGUGCGCUGGCUGCAGAGCAAUGGGAAGAGGACCCCGCAGUGGUAGCCUGGAGCAUAACACCCGAGCCUGUGCCCCAGGACGCGGCUCCCAUCUGGUCCUUUGAGGGCCUGGGGCAGUUGCAGCCUCCCCCAAUGGAAGUUCCUUAUCAUGAAAUCCUAUGGCGAGAAUGGGAGGAUCUCUCCUCUCAGCUGGACGCUCAGGGCCUGGAGGCAGGGGAUGGCCCUCAGUUCCAGUUCACCCUGAUGUCCUAUAACAUCCUGGCCCAGGACCUGAUGCAGCAGAGCUCCGAGCUCUAUCUGCACUGCCACCCGGACAUCCUCAACUGGAACUAUCGCUUUGCGAAUCUCAUGCAGGAAUUCCAGCACUGGGACCCUGAUAUCCUGUGUCUCCAGGAAGUCCAGGAAGAUCAUUACUGGGAGCAGCUGGAGCCUUCUCUGCGAAUGAUGGGCUUUACCUGUUUCUACAAGAGGAGGACCGGCUGUAAGACGGAUGGCUGUGCUGUCUGCUACAAGCCCACGAGAUUUCGCCUGCUCUGCGCCAGCCCUGUGGAGUACUUCCGACCUGGCCUGGAGCUCCUCAAUCGGGACAACGUGGGCUUAGUGUUGCUGCUGCAGCCGCUAGUCCCAGAAGGCCUGGGGCAAGUCUCUGUGGCCCCGUUGUGUGUGGCAAAUACCCACGUCCUGUACAACCCACGCCGGGGUGAUAUCAAGCUGGCCCAAAUGGCCAUUCUCUUGGCUGAAGUGGACAAGGUGGCUAGGUUGUCGGAUGGCAGCCACUGCCCCAUCAUCUUGUGCGGGGACCUGAAUUCUGUCCCUGAUUCCCCUCUCUACAACUUCAUCAGGGACGGAGAGCUCCACUACCACGGGAUGCCCGCCUGGAAGGUGUCUGGACAGGAAGACUUCUCCCAUCAGCUCUACCAGAAGAAGCUGCAGGCCCCACUAUGGCCCAGCACCCUGGGCAUCACUGAUUGCUGUCAGUAUGUCACCUCCUGUCAUCCCAAGAGAUCAGAGAGACGUAAGUAUAGCCGAGACUUCCUGUUACAUUUCCGCUUCUGCAACAUCGCAUGUCAGCGACCAAUAGGACUGGUUCUUAUGGAAGGAGUGACAGAUAUUAAGCCAGAGCGACCUGCUGGCUGGGUCGAGUCCAUUCCCGAGGAAGACGCCUCUGAGUCUGAGCCUGUCGUCCCCAGGACCGUAGGCACCAUCCAGCACUGCCUCCGCCUGACCUCGGCAUAUACCCAUUUCCUGCCCCAGCAUGGCCGCCCAGAGGUCACCACCAUGCCCUUGGGUCUUGGAACGACGGUGGAUUACAUUUUCUUCUCAGCUGAGUCCUGCGAUAAUGGGAACAGGACUGAUCGCAGGCGUCAGGAUGGAACUCUCAAGCUCCUGGGCCGUCUCGCCCUCCUCUCUGAAGAGAUCCUCUGGGCUGCCAACGGCUUACCCAACCCCUUCUGCUCUUCAGACCACCUCUGCCUGCUGGCCAGCUUCGGGAUGGAAGUCACUGCCCUGUGACGGGGUUCCCAGGGGAAGAGAGCGUCUCUUCCAGAAGAGCUCACUGGAUCAGAGACUGUCGAAACUUAGAUCCAACUAUCUUACGUCCCCUCCUCUCCCCCAACUUGUUCCCUUUUUCCCAUGGUUAGAUUUUCUCUGGGCCUGUCCUGGUUCUCUGCCAACAGUCCCGUCCCUGCCCCAGCCUCUUCCUAAUCUUGUGCCACAUGCUUGGUGGCCCUGGGAGAGGUGGAGGAGUGGUUCCCCCUUCCUUCCAUGUAUCCAGCGCUCCCCGUUGAUUUUUAAUUACCAGGGUUGUGGGAGCUAUUGAUCUCAUUGGUUAUUUACUUUCAGGCCGUUCCUUGGUGGUGCCUUCUGAUCCGACCUUCUCCCUGCCUUUGCAACUUCUGGGCCCAGCCCUCUUGCCAGGCACACACGUGUGAGAUAUAUGUAGUAUGUAUGUGUCCCCUCAAGGAGGGACGGCUCUGCAGGGCCACACCUGCGUCUGAUCAGCCUGCUUUCCACCCUGUGGCCGUCAGCCCAGGGGCAGGUGGAGAGCAUGGUGUCAGGCGGCUGCAGGCCCAUGGGCCCUUCUCCUUUUAUCCUCCGUGUUUCAUUAGGCGUUCAUCGUGCCGGCCAGGGCAUACAUGCCAUCUGAGCUCUGGGAGUGAAGGGGCCUGCCACCCGGAGCUGCAAAUCUAGGGGUGCACUACCUGCUCCAGGGGCCCCCGAGCCUCUGACCCGGAGCUCCCCUCAGGCCCUGCGUGUUCUCUCCGGGCUAUGCCUUUCCCCAGGCUGCGCUGAGGAGAGCAAACGUUUGUGGGGCCAGUGGGCUGGGAGGGUGGUUUGAGGUUUAAAACUCUGUAAGCGUGAGGAGAAAGAAUGUUCAGGAAACAGUUGUCUCACUGGACUCUGCCUCCUGCAGAACGGGUGAGCAGGGUAGUCCUAGUAGGGGAAGAGCUGGCAGGCUCUGCAGCUGCUUCAGCUGGGACUCGGGACCUCAGGGAUUAUUGGUUCUCUAUUUUCCCACCACUUUUUACUGUUUGCUGCCUUCCUCAUGGCCUUCCAUUUUCUCCCCAGAAAAGCCUGCUAUUUAGCUCUGGCCAAACCUCCGCACAAAGGCGACCUUGGGCAAGAGUGCCUGAGGAGUUGCUCAGGCCAUCCAGGCCUCGACUGCUCGUGGCCUCUGCUUUCCUUCUUGUAGCGCAGGGGGCUUCCGAGCCCACCGGGUCACCUGCCUGCCUUAAACCUUUGUUGCUGGGGGCGGCCCCAGGCCUUCCUGGGCCAGCUGCUCCAUGCAUCCCUCACUCCCUCGUUGAUUUGACUUGCUGUUGCUCCACUUGGCCUCCAGCACAGAACCGCAGGAAUAGCUGAGAAGCUGGAGAUUUAGCCUAAGGCUAAUGUUCUCUCCCUUUAUUUGAAAGCCAAAGACCCAGCUGGAAUUCCUCUGUGUUCAUGGUCAUAAACUUUCCACGCCUAGGUUCUGGGAAAUUUAUCUGUGUGUGUAUAUUUUUAAACAUUGUUUCCUGGGUACUGGGCAUAUGCCUGUCUGAGCCCCAGGCCUGUCUGUCCAUACCCCACUGUUCAUUGUUUGUCUCUGUGGGCACCUCCUGAGGUGAACGCAAGACAGUGCCCUGUUGUUUUCCAGGACUAUGGCCCGUCACCGUUCUCCUCUGCCAGGCAGUGCCGUUUAAAAAUGGCUGAAGGUGGCAGAGGGCCGGUAGCCUAAUCAUCUUGUUUUGUUUUGUUUUCUUACUUGUUUCUGUUUUGGAAAUGAAACGAGGGUUUUAAGUGGUUAUUUAAAUUCUCUUUUCCAAAUAAAGGUUUACUUUUC